AAAACAUUAAAAUUGGUGUGCGAACUGCACAAGUUUACUGACUCAGAAAAUCGCAAGUCGUGAAGAUGUCCGGAAAAUUGUCUCCAGCAUGAAAAGUGCAGUUUUUCCCUCGGGUUGAAACCGUGUCGGGAUUUAGGGACAUUGCGAUUUUGGGAAGAGUGAACUGACGCCCGUGUUUUCAAGAUUUGUGGGUGUCGUGUGAGAUGUUCUUUGUGUGAUUUGGUGUUUUCUGGAGGUGUUUUUCUUUGCGGGAAAAUUCUCUUUGAAGUAGUUAAUAACAGUGAUUAGCGGUUGUAGUGUAGUCUGAUGCGGUCUUUGUUGUGCAAUCGUAGUAGUCGUCUUAUAGUUGCUGAAUGUUGAAGGGAAAAGGUUGCUUUGAUGUUGAUUGAAAAUGAAAUGAAAUUUUCCUCCAAGAUUCCACUAGUGCAAUAAAGGUGUAGUGUAGCGAAAAAAAUAUUCGAUCUAGCAAAAUAGCGAAACCCCCCCCCGGGAAAAUCUGAAAGAAAGUGCCGCGGUCAAGAAGAAAAAAAAAAAAUCAACAAAAUAGCGAGAAAAUCGAAGCUCAACUUUGGCUUCCCGCAAGAAGAAGGAAUCAUUUUGGUGGUGUUACAUAAAAGCAGCGUUUAGAAGGGGAGGCUAGCCCUGCUCCAGGGCAGUAACAACACCGUGAAGUGUGAUUUUCACGCAUUUACGUGACGGCGAGUCAACCUUGUGGAUUACGGCGACGACGACUCGAGUAACGAGGACCGGUUGAGCCAGUACUUUUGGGCUGAUAACGGAAAUCAAUAACUGGAGCGAAAGCGGCCUCGUUCCGGCACAGCAAACGAUCGCCCAAAAAGAUGGACCGGCUCCGGAAGUCGUUCCGGGAUUCGUUCCGGCGGCGCAAGGACCGGGUGCCGGAAGCGGCCAAACCGCACCAGUGGCAGUCGGACGAGCAGGCCGUCCGGUCGGCGACCUGCACCUUCUCCGUCAAGUAUCUGGGCUGUGUCGAGGUGUUUGAGUCGCGCGGGAUGCAAGUGUGCGAGGAGGCGCUCAAAGUGCUCAGGAACUCUCGCCGUCGCGCAAUCCGCGCUCAACUUCACGUCAGCGGCGAUGGACUCCGCGUGGUCGAGGACGACACCAAGGGACUGAUCGUGGAUCAAACCAUCGAAAAGGUCAGCUUCUGUGCGCCCGAUCGCAACCACGAGCGUGGCUUCAGCUACAUCUGUCGGGAUGGUACGACACGGCGCUGGAUGUGCCACGGCUUCCUGGCGGCCAAGGAUUCUGGAGAGCGAUUGUCCCAUGCGGUGGGUUGUGCUUUUGCGGUGUGCUUGGAGCGGAAACAGCGCCGCGAUAAGGAGUGCGGCGUUACGAUGUCGUUUGAUAUGAACAACAAAACGUUCACCAGGACCGGGUCGUUCCGGCAGCAAACGAUGACGGAACGGUUGGCAAACGCGGACACGGCCGUUGUGGCGCCGAAUCAGAACAAUAACAACAAGGCGGCCAAUCCGUUUGCGAUUGAGAGACCACACGCGACUCCCUCGAUGCUGGAACGUCAGGGAAGUUUCCGGGGCUUUACGCAGAUUGGGACGGCAUCGCCGUUCAAGCGCCAAAUGUCGCUAAGAAUCAACGAUCUUCCGUCCAACGCCGAACGACAACGAGCCUUCCUGGAUCCAACUUCGCCCCAUCGAACGUCCGUUUCGCCUAUUCCGGAAGUGACGGCCACCCAACCCACGGACACCGUCAGUCAGCUGUGCCAGGAACUGAGCCAGGGCCUUUCGCUGCUCACCAAGAACGACGCGGACGAUUUCUACCUUAGCAAAGACAUCACGCAAAAUCUCUCCGCCACUGUCACCAGCACGUCCUCAAUCGGCCCCUAUCUGAGCAUGUCGACCGGCGCCAGCCCAGCCGAUCCGGUGGUGGCCACCAACCCGCUCGCGUCCGUUUUCGCCCCCACCAUCCUGUCAACGCAUCCGACCGCGACGACGACGACGACGCUUCCUCCGCGAUCGCUGACCCCGAACCUGGGCGGCGCCACUUCCUCCGCCACAGCCGUCGUCCCCGUGGAAACCGCCUCGCCGCUGCCCAAUCCGGAACAGUGGCUCGGCCAGAUCGUCAAGAAUGUGUCCCCAUCGCCACGGCGGGCUCCCUCGAUCCACGCCCGCGCCAAGUCGCUGAGCGCGGCCGACCCGUUCGACUCCGAGUGGGUGUCGGACGUGGCCAAGCCGGAGAUUCACAGCACCAAUCCGUUCAUUUCGCCGCCGAAGCCACCGGCGCAGAGCUUCCAGGUGCACCUGUAAGGGGCUGGGAACGGGGAUGGGGAGGGACGGCCGAGGACGUUAAUGGUGCUUGUUGAUGAUAGUUGUUAGUAUGAGGGAUAUGCCAGCCAACGAAGAAGCGGGGAAGCGAACGAAGUAGGGUGGACGAAUGAUACUUACUCAAUACUACUCAAACAUUCUAAUAGCAUUUAUUUUGCCUUAUGAGAAAAACUUUGAUUUACUGUUAGGAGGUUAGAGAUCGCUGCUGCAAUGAGGGAAGGGACGAAGUACAUGAAUUGUAAAUUUAAUAUAAUUAUUUGAAGCAGGACUUCCAACGGACGAAACAUGAAAAUUAUUACGAAACCAGAUUAAAUUUAUCAAAAUUUAGUAAAUAAUUUAUCAAUAAAACAAUUCAAACAAAAACAGAACCGUAUCAAAUUAGAUUUCUACCAUAAAAAAUGAGACAAAAUGAUGAUUUUUCUUAUUAUUUUUACAUGCUUUUUUGACAAAUAACUUUGUCUUAAGGGCUUUAUUUCCGAUGCGGGUUCAAUGCAAGAAUACGGACCAGUCAAGUAUUCAUCCAAGACGGAGUAAGUCUAAGCUCGACUGGGACCGGCGUAAUUUCAAAUGUAUCGAAACUAUAUAAUGAAGUUAGUUUUUCUAGUGAUUCCAUAUACUUCAGUGAGAAUGGCAUGAUUCAUAUCGUCAUAAAAAAAAAAUGUUUUUUUUUCAACAUAAUAAAAAAAUUGCACAAAUUUACAAACCAUUGUUAUUAUAACAAAUGCAUGUAUGUAUAAAUAUUAGAAUAAUUUCUGCUCCUAAUUUUUUUUAAUAUACUUUGUAAUAAAAAUGAUUGGAAUUUCUAUGUAUUUAACAAAAAUUGUAUUCUUGCUUGAACAGUGUUCAUUUUUCAAUUUGUUAUGUAGCAGCGAUCAUUUUACAAAUCAUUUGCGAAAACAAGACUUGAUAAAGACGGAUUUACCAGCACUUAACGGAAGUUUAAAAGUGAAACGUGCAGAACACCACCGCAAAACAAUGAAAUGCUUCGCAAGGUUGAACCACAAACACAAAAAAACCGGCUUGGAACGCUUUACCUGUAUUACUGUAUACCUAAUAGAGACAAACAAAUUACACACAAACAAACACUCACACAAAGCCUACGAUUCUUUAAUGCACACACACGAAACAUUACCAUUUGCGUAAAGGCAACAAAUUUAUCGUAUUUCAAAACCCUUGAAGAAAGUUGAGCCGAAGAACUAUUCCACAGAAAUGAACAAUCGAGAAAGAAUCUCCUUCUCGAUAAGGGCACAACCUUUGAAAUCCCGUCGGGCAGAACUCAAUGUGCAGCUGCUUAACAGUGAAGAUGCAAAGCAUUACAAAAACAGUACUUAAACUAACUUAAAGGAAGCAAACUAGAAAAUAAUGGAUAUGAAAUCAAACUAACAGAAGUAAAACUAACUGCCAGCUGCCAACACAGGCCGGCGUGGCGAAGAAUUAUAUGGAUUAUGAAGAAAUAUGAGCAUUGUGAUCAACGUGAAAUACAUUCGAGAAAAAAAUGAGGAGUUAAAUUAAAAGAUACAUAUUAGCGAAAAGUAAAGCAUACAAAAACGAUCGUUUAGGGGUUUUAGGUUUAAGCCAGAGUAUUCACACUAGAAAGCUGAUUUCGCCUGCUCGAUGGAGUUAAUAUUAACUUGUUCUAGGACCAUUCAACACCGCUGCUGUGUAGAGUUACUGGGGAAAGUAUUCCAUUUUGCGACCAUAGUGUGUACUUAGAAAAAACUCGGUUUAGUUUAGCGUUUUGAUUGUGUACAUACGAGAUAGAGAGAACGAGCGCGAGAGCAACUAUACGUUGCGUGCAGGUUAUUUUUAACGUUUUAUGUGUAGAUAGUUGUACAUAUCACGCGCCGCGCCGUCUUUUCAAAAGAACUUUUACAUUCUGUUCCGUGCUGUAGUCACCGAAGGGCUAGAGAACAAGUAAGCAAGGCUGCUCGAAAUUUACUUUGGAUUUAUUUAUACUUUUAUGAUUUUCCACUUUUGUUUUAUUAUUCAAGUUAGCCGGUCCGCCGAAAGAUCUUUAGUUAUGCGUUAUAAACAAAUUUGUAAAAAUAUACUUCAAUCAUCCCCGGCGUUCAGAUGUCCACAACUGGGUGUAUAGAGAAUCUUGAUCUUGUAAUAUAAUUCCCAACCAGAUGUAAGUGUAUUAUUUAGAGCUAAAUAAACUUAAUAAAACAAACCUA
Messenger RNA from Culex quinquefasciatus (southern house mosquito), 4474 nucleotides. It is a transcript of the gene numb, whose product is annotated as protein numb. The record is from RefSeq and is a predicted model, not a curated record. The coding region runs from base 840 to 2279 and encodes 479 amino acids. The transcript is spliced from 3 exons. NCBI's taxonomy places the organism in Eukaryota, Metazoa, Arthropoda, Insecta, Diptera, Culicidae.